AAAAUGGCUUCACUUUGACCAAUGUCUGCUUUUAAUACAAUGAACAGUGACAUUAUAAAGUGGCAUUUACUUUGAUAUACCGACAAAUGGAAAUUUGUAUCACCAUGGUUGGAAGUAUUUGAUACGUUUCAAAUUUUAUUUCGUUUAACGAUUCAUCUUUUACAUAUAAACUAGCUCAGCCACGCCUUCAGACAGCUCGACUUCCUGAUUUUCCAGCGAUGUACUCGCAAUGUCUUAAUUAUGCUGCACGUGUUUGGUUAUGAUUGUUCAUUAAUGACAUGUGCGUAUGUUGCAUCAAUAAUAUGUAGUCAACACGAGUGCAGCGUACAAAGACGCCCCCACGGGAAUAAAACAUGGUGUAUUGAGGUCCUCUUCAUCAACGACACGUAAAUACAAAGGCAGCACCCGACCGACGUCUCACGAAGGUGAACCUCGGUUUUACCCAGCCUGCUGCGUUUGUUUAACUGAGAAUGGUGAUCAGGCUGGCUAGAACUCAGCUGGUUCCACUGAUCCAGGAACUUAAGACAUGUCCUGGAACGCUAAAGAUUGUGGGAGAAAUAGAAGCCACGCUGGAAAACCGUAUCUGUGGUUAUGAGUAUAUUGUGGACAGAUGGCCGGAUUGCAGAGCGAUCGUUAUUCUGGCGAAUGCUGUGGAGUUGAAGUUCCUUCAAGGAACUGUCAACCUGUACGCCACUGACAACGAUGCCUUGAUGAGCCUCCUACACAACCCAGAUGUCAUGAACUGGUCACAGGGAAAACGGUUUACUUUUGCAGCCGUGGACAGUACGAUUAGAGCAGCUGUCUUAGAAGUGAUGCACCAUUACAAGGUUCCCUUCAAAAUAAACACGGAUUGUGUUCACCUGGCCGUUACACAGAAUACACUGAAACUCAGGUCUGUUCCGGAAGGCUAUACCCUGUCCAGCCUACAGCCAGAACAAGCACCUUUGAUUAAUUCCUUGUGGAAGUUCAGCAGUGGAGAUGCAUCUGAGGCCUACAUCAAGCACCUGAUAAACAAGCUUCCUUCCGCUUGUCUCUACGACGAGGAGGGGGUACUGUUGGGAUACGCCCUUACCUACACCUACGGGUAUCUGGGGAUGCUGCACGUGCUGGAGGAGCACCGAGGGAAGGGAUACGGAAAGGUCAUCAUGUCCCAACUCGCACUGAAGCAUCUGAAAAAAAAGAAAGAGGUGUAUGUCAUAAUAGAAUGUGAUAAUGCGCCGUCCUUAAGGCUGCAUGGAAAUAUGGGAUUUGAGGUUGUUCCAGACGUGACGGUAAACUGGAUAGUUUGUACUAAUUAAGACGUAGACCUUAAACGUAAUAAAACAUGUGAUUAUUGUU
Haliotis rufescens (red abalone) is the source of this 1338-nucleotide messenger RNA. Its product is annotated as glycine N-acyltransferase-like protein 3. The record is from RefSeq and is a predicted model, not a curated record. The coding region runs from base 471 to 1298 and encodes 275 amino acids. NCBI's taxonomy places the organism in Eukaryota, Metazoa, Mollusca, Gastropoda, Lepetellida, Haliotidae. Gene Ontology annotation, molecular function: glycine N-acyltransferase activity. Gene Ontology annotation, cellular component: mitochondrion. The transcript is spliced from 6 exons.